UUGGGUGGCUAGGAUCUUCUUAGAACUAGAUAUUUUCUAGUUCAAAGCGUGUCCCACGAGAUCAACGGUCCUCCUCGUCGAGCAAAUGGGCCCCACAAGUACAAACAUCGGGAUCGAGAACACUGUACAAAUCCUCGAACCGAGGAUCACAAAAUAUCGCGCGGGAACUCUCUUCCAACGCGCAAAACCUCCCUCCUAGGGUUUUUACGGUCCCGCCAUUUCCCGGCACCGGAAAACCCAGAAGCUCGCCUGAAAAUAGGCGCCUCCGGCGCCGUCCGAACAUCGUUGCCGGAGUUCUUCUUCCAUGUUCGUAUCCCGACGAUUUUUCGCUCUCUUUCACUGAUGGAAUACCGAAAGCUUGACAGCGGCGGAACUAAUGACCCUCUUGCACUGCAGCAUGUUAAUCGGAAUGCUAACAGAGAACAGUUUUCUGGAGCUAUGAGAGCUUCUUCAAUAACAGUGCCUCGUGGAAUGGAUCUGACUGAAAUGGGAUUUCAAAUGCAUUGCCUAGAGAUGGAGGCAUAUAAUGCCAUUUUAAGGGCUUUCUUUGCUCAAUCUGAUGGGCUUACUUGGGAGAGAGAAGGGUUGAUUUCCGAGCUAAGAAAAGAACUUAGGAUUUCAGAUGUUGAACAUAGAGAAUUUCUUGUGAAAGUCAAGUCAGAUGAUUCAGUCAAGAAUAUAAGUAGGGAAUGCCAUAAUGAUGUUGCCAGAAAGCAGGAACUACCAUCUAAUAUGAUGAAUGCUCCUCUCAAAAAGCUGAAAACUGCACAUAUCUCUGUUUCACCAUCUCCCAGAUGCCUACCUUGUGUUCAACCAUCAACAGCAGCCACCCCUUCUCCAUUGGCAAUGCAGUGGGGUGAUGGGGCAGCCAUCAACUCCAAUCAGGAAAAUUUUGGGCAGGGCUUGAAUUCAGUUGGUCAUAGCAGGCAGGCUCUCAGUAUGGUUAAAGGAAGAGCAUCGAUGGUGGUCCACAUGAAAAAACGUUUCUCAGAUAUGGGCAUUGAGAAUUUUAAUAGUGGAUCUAACCACAUUCAGAUUCUUGCAACAGAUAAGCUUAUUGAUGAGGUUGAGACGGUCCUUCGAGAGCAUCCUAAACCUUCUCAAGUGGAGAAGGUGAAACUAAUCCUCGGGGAGCAUGAAAAAGAACUUAGCGAAGCACUAGAGAAGGUCGGUGGUGUAUUAGACGAUGAUGAUUCUCCAGAUCACCUGCAACAGCCUUACUCCCACCAGUAUAUGCCGAGGUUUGAGCACGGAACCCAUCGCCCUGUUUUUGGGCAGGUUGACAGGGUCAAGGGCUACUUCCCCGAUGGCUUUGGUAGGGACCUUGCUGAUAGGUCUGGCAUCCCUCGCAUUGAUUUGCAAGGCAGUUAUAGCUGAAAUAGCCGUUAUGUGGGGCUGUUGGACGCUUUGAUGUGUUGGUACAUGUGACGUGUGUGGAGAGCAAUGUGUGGGGCCGCUGGCAAACGUGUCCAUGGUGAAGAGAACAGGUUGGAUUUUCUUUGAUCAACAGAAAGCUUUGGUCUCCAUGGCUGCACAGCUCGGAUCCAUGCUCUACCUUUACUGGGGCCCAUGCUCUGGCCAUAUUCUCUUAAAAGGUAUGGUUAUUUUAGGUGAUAUUUGCGAAACAUUUCUACAUAAGAAUGAACUGUGGAGUUUUGCCUAGCUUACAUGUACCUCUAGAAAUGGCCAAUGCUCUGAUCUGGCACAUGUGGGACAUCUGAUUCAUUCAUCAGGUGGCCUGCACAGUGUAGAUGACCUGGCCUCAAAAUUGGGCUACUCAACUCAUAAGGUGAGCCCCACAUGACAGCAUUGAAUGAGGACCUUUGGUAAACAUUUUGUGAAUUUUGUCCCUUGUUUACUUAAAUGUGUUGCAAUGGGUCAACUGACCUAACUUUUGCGCCAGGUGAUCUACAUGGUGGGCCGACCUGUGGCCCCCACUGGUUAUCACUUAUCAUAUGUGGUCAUGUGUAGAGGUGCAUAUAGGCAUGGUAAAGGUUGUGAUAAAGCGUCCUUGUUUUCA
Molecule: messenger RNA, 2020 nt
Organism: Magnolia sinica
Lineage: Eukaryota; Viridiplantae; Streptophyta; Magnoliopsida; Magnoliales; Magnoliaceae
Product: protein EMSY-LIKE 4-like
Exons: 9
Coding region: 343-1377 (344 amino acids)
Biological process (GO): defense response to fungus
Source: RefSeq, a predicted model, not a curated record